GCCUUCAUCUUCUUUGAGUACAUGGUGACUUUCGCUGAAGAGGUUCAGGUCAUCUGGGGGGCCAGAUUGACCACUGUCACGGUUAUCUUUGCCCUCAACCGUUACCUGCUCGUGGUGCAAGGCGUUAGUUCCACACUGAGCGCGGUGUGGUGGCAUACUCCACUGAGACUGAUCGAUAAAUUGUUAGGCUUUUCCGCAUUCCGCACAUAUGCUAUCAGCGGAGGCCAGAUCGCCCCUGCAUUGCUAGUCUUGCUACUGGGGCUGGUGCCAGCCGGCGCCAACAUCGUGAUUGUUGCUCUGAUAUGCACGAUACCUGCAGUCAUCAUUUUCGCGCGCAUCUGCCCGGCUGUAUCCGACCUGAUUGUGGUCCUUGUCACUUGGUUCAAGACAUCGGGCCUCGCCAUAAAAGUGCGGAAAUUACGAUUAAAAGGAUCGAUCGCGACGGUGCUGGUGAGGGAUGGUGAGUAUUGUGGCUCUCUUGGUACAUGUGAUGCCUUACAAGCAGCCAAUUCAAGGCACACUCUACUUCAUGUAUGUCGAGCUCUGUCACAGUGCCUUGUCGUGACAUCGUUCUUCCACCAUUCAUCAGGGCCCUUUUGCUUCUCAACAUCCUCGAGAUCGUGA
Laetiporus sulphureus 93-53 is the source of this 624-nucleotide messenger RNA. RefSeq lists its product as uncharacterized. The annotation marks the transcript as partial. The transcript has 3 exons. The record is from RefSeq and is a predicted model, not a curated record. NCBI's taxonomy places the organism in Eukaryota, Fungi, Basidiomycota, Agaricomycetes, Polyporales, Laetiporaceae.